CUCACCUGUCUCUCAGGUGAUUUAAUCUGCGACAACAAAGAGCUGCUGAACAAGGAAGUGACUCAUUGUUCCCGCAAAGGUGAGUCGAUCCGACUUGUUUAAACCAGAUCCAGAUCCAGAUCCAGAUCCAGACCCAGACCCAGACCCAGACCCAGAUCCAGAUCCAGACCCACAUCCGGAUCAGAGGACGCAAUGGACCCACACACACUCGGUGUCCUGACCCUGUGUCUCCUACUCGGGCCCGUCCUGGCUCUGAACUGUACCUGGGACAGCUCCAUCGAUCCGGAUCAGGUCCAGGACGGAGACUCCGGGUUCCGUCUGGGAGAAGCGGAGGCGUUGGACGCGCAGAGCUGCCGGGAGAAGUGCUGCGCGAGGUCGGACUGUGACGUCGCUGUGGUCGGGCUCCCGAUGGACGGAGGGCCGCAGUGUGAGCUGUGGAGCUGUGGGAACCGGAACCAGGACCAGGACCGGUCAGUGUGCGUGUCCAGGCGCAGCUCCCAGUUCCAGGUUUUCCAUAAGCAGGUGAAGAAAGUUGAGUCGAGCCCGGAGAAGCUGCACAUCCUCCCGCUGCUGAGGUCCGGUGAUCCGCCAAACAACCAGAGUAACCACGUUCUGUGCCGUCUGCCGGUGAAGGUGGGGUUGUGUCGUGCUGCGUUCCCGAGGUUCUUCUACAACGUGACCGAACAGAAGUGUCGCAGCUUCGUGUACGGAGGCUGCGAUGCCAACGGCAACAACUUUGAGUCUGAAGACGAGUGUGAGUCAACCUGCAGCAACGUCUCAGGUUCAGUUCUCCCUCAGGACUCCACCCCCGCUCCAGUUCAACGCCGUGUCAAAGCAGCUCGAAUGGUUCCAGCCCUCGACACAAGUGCAGCUGAGUCUGAACCUGCGGUUCCCUCUCAGUACACAGAUGUGUCAGCUGAUGAAGACGCAGAGCGGUGUGGGGCGGAGCCUCAGGCGGGUCCCUGCAGGGCAGCGUUCCAGCAUUGGUUCUUCAACCGCCACACAGGCACCUGUCAAUCAUUCAUCUAUGGAGGCUGCAGAGGAAACAAGAACAACCACAUCAGCCAGGAGAGCUGCAUGGCAGCGUGUUCAGUGUCCGUCCUGCCGUCCUCUAAGAAAGCAGCUGAUGAUGUUUCCACAGAAACUAAAGAUGAGUGUCUGUUGACCCCUGACCCCGGUCCCUGUCGAGCUGCGUUCCCAAAGUUCUUCUUCAACCACGAGACCGGAACCUGUCGGUCCUUCCUGUACGGGGGCUGCCACGGGAACCUGAACCGCUACGGAACCUUGGAGGAGUGUAUGAGCCACUGCAGUGGAGACGGUUCGUUUGACACUCGUGGGACACGUCCUAACCGCUGGACUGCAGCGUUCUUCCUCUUCAUCACUCUGGCCGCCAUAUCCACUCUGCUGCUGGUGACGCUCGUCCUCGUCUCUCUGAGACGUCACCGUCUGUCCCACCGUCCCUCCAUCAGUGAUAAAGAGGAGCUGCUUCCUAACGACCAGUCGUCUGUUGACUCUCUGACUCUGCCAGAGAGUCCCAGACCAGGUCAGGCCUGAGGAGGGGCCAGGGAGGGUCCGGGGCCACGGAGGGUCCGGGGCCAGGGAGGGUCCGGGGCCAGGGAGGG
Molecule: messenger RNA, 1622 nt
Organism: Pleuronectes platessa (European plaice)
Lineage: Eukaryota; Metazoa; Chordata; Actinopteri; Pleuronectiformes; Pleuronectidae
Gene: spint2
Product: serine peptidase inhibitor, Kunitz type, 2
Exons: 11
Coding region: 193-1554 (453 amino acids)
Molecular function (GO): serine-type endopeptidase inhibitor activity
Source: RefSeq, a predicted model, not a curated record